GUUGAGGAGUGAAUAAGAAAAACACUCGCUAUGUCUCCAACCACAGCUGUACAGCGGGGGCUUGAUGUAAUUGUCAGGAGCCUUCCUGAAAACAUACGGAAAACUCUACUUCUUCCCCUGCUCGCCAAAUCCUUAGCCGCACUAUUGGGUUACAUUACACUGCGCCAAGUAAACAGAACCCUGAAUGCAUGGUCACUGAACAGCCUAGUGAGCCGGCCGUGGCAGAAUGACCGAGAACUUGUCUUAGUCACGGGGGGGUGCAGCGGCAUUGGGAAAGCAGUGAUGGAGGAGCUUUCUCAGCAUGGCGCUAAAGUUAUUAUCCUGGAUAUCCAGCAGCCGUCCUUUGAGCUUCCCCCCAAUGUCUUCUUCUAUGAGACUGACAUCACUUCAACUGCUGCCCUACAUGAAACAGCCGAUGAGAUUCGCGCUAUACAUGGGCACCCAACAGUCCUUGUCAACAAUGCCGGCGUAUUGCAUUUUACUCCUAUCCUCGACCAAACAGAAGUCACUGUUCGCCAGACCUUUGAGGUCAAUACCAUGGCCCAUUACUGGACGGUGAAGGAGUUCCUCCCGGCGAUGAUCGAGCGCAACCACGGCCAUGUAGUCACCCUGGCUAGUAUGGCCAGCUUUCUGAGUGUGGGUAACAUGGCCAGCUACGCCUGCUCAAAAGCAAGUGCGCUAGCUUUUCAUGAAGCCAUAGGCCAAGAACUAAAAUUUUGGUACAAUGCCGAUGGGGUGAAAACGAGUGUGUUCCAUCCAUUGUAUGUGGGGACCCCCAUGAUCAAGCCCCUGACCAAGGGCGGAACUCGCUUUAAACGCCCUGUACUGGCAGUGGAAACAGUGAGCCAUGCAAUCAGCCAACAGAUCCUGUCCGGGAAGAGUGGCCAAAUAAUUCUACCGGGCAAGCUUUGGUGGCUGAGUUUGCUGCGGGGAUUUCCUACCUGGCUGCAGGAGUCGAUAAGGGGCAGCAGCUCGCAGGUUGCGAAGAGGCUCGGAGAUAGCAGUAGAGCGUGAAUCGUCCGUCCAUAGACUACUCGGGUUAGCCUGCUUGAGUACCGCAGAUGUAUCCAAAUUCGAACGCUAGUACACGGCAGUAGUCAAGAUAGGAACUCUCGAUCUCGGCCUGCCGGCGGGUAUGUAUGCCGCAGUGAGUUUCCACCUAUCCAAGCUAUGGAAGUGGAAGUGUUCUACAAAGAAGGUUGAAGACGGAAAGUAAACCCCACAGCAAUUGGAUUUGAAUCGUGUAGAGAUGCACUUAGCCCGAAUUCUUGGUCCUCUUCAGCUUGGUUCCGAUUGUUCGGGUCCUAAGAUGAUACGAGUCAAAGAAUAGCCCUUUUGGUACUUCGUGAAAUUAAAGGUACCCACUCUCCACUUCGCAUUCUCAGCCGGUCACGACUGC
Messenger RNA from Aspergillus piperis CBS 112811, 1399 nucleotides. RefSeq names its product short-chain dehydrogenase/reductase 2. Gene Ontology annotation, molecular function: oxidoreductase activity, acting on the CH-OH group of donors, NAD or NADP as acceptor. The record is from RefSeq and is a predicted model, not a curated record. The transcript is spliced from 3 exons. The coding region runs from base 31 to 1014 and encodes 327 amino acids. NCBI's taxonomy places the organism in Eukaryota, Fungi, Ascomycota, Eurotiomycetes, Eurotiales, Aspergillaceae.